CGUAUGAUGCUACGCCACUUGCACGAAGAAGCCAAAAGCGCUUCUUUUUUUUUCAAAGCACUCUUUGCGUGCACUGCAUUAGAACUCAGAAUCCUUUGCUUUAAUGAUUCGGCGCUGCAGUUAUAAGCGCUAACGCAACGUUACAAGCACCAAGGCGACACGCGAAGCCCCCGUCCAUGGCGUCGUCGUCUCCCUCCCCUUGUCCCUCUUCGCCUCUCAAGGACGUGAUCGGCGACCUCGACCGCGGCGCCUUCGUCUCCCUCCUCUCCAAGCUCAUCGGCGAGUCCCGCUACGUCCAGAACAACCCCCCCGACCUCGUCCCGCAAGAGGAUCGCGUCGCCCGCCACGUGCUCGACGCGCUCCUCCCCCUCUCCACCACCCCCUCCGGCGCUGGUGCCGGCGCCGGCGCAGGAGGGCCGCUCAUCGUCUCCCAUGUUAGCUACGCCGAGGGCCGGGGCAACGUCAUCGUCGAGUACCCGGGCACCGUCCCCGGCCGCGUCGUUUCCUUCGUGGGCAUGCACAUGGACGUCGUCACCGCCGACCCCCGUGAUUGGGUUUUUGAUCCCUUCUCGCUCGGCGUGGAGGGGGACGAGCUCCGGGGGCGGGGGACGACGGAUUGCCUCGGACAUGUGGCGCUCGUGACGGAGCUGAUGCGGAGGCUGGGAGAGACGAAGCCGAAGCUGAAGCACUCGGUGGUCGCGGUGUUCAUCGCCAACGAGGAGAAUUCCUCGGUGGUGGGGAUCGGUGUGGACGGGUUGGUGAAGAAUGGGUUGCUCGAUAAGCUAAAGGCGGGACCUUUGUUUUGGAUUGACACAGCGGAUAAGCAACCUUGCAUCGGCACGGGAGGGAUGAUUCCGUGGACCCUGAAGGCUACAGGGAAGCUAUUCCAUAGUGGUCUUGCUCACAAGGCAAUCAAUGCUAUGGAGUUGGAAAUGGAAGCACUCAAAGUGAUUCAGACAAGAUUUUACAAAGACUUCCCUCCGCAUCCCAAGGAAACAGUUUACAAAUUUGCUACACCAUCAACUAUGAAACCAACUAAAUGGAGUUAUCCUGGUGGUGGCAUAAACCAGAUUCCAGGUGAAUGUACAAUAUCAGGGGACAUAAGGUUGACUCCUUUCUAUAGCCCUACUGAUGUAGUCAAAAAGUUGCGAGAGUACGUUGAUGAUAUAAACGCUAAUAUCGAGAAGCUAGAUACACGCGGCCCAGUUUCAAAAUAUGUUCUUCCUGAUGAAAAUAUUAGAGGAAGGCUUGAAAUUAAUUUUGAUGGAGAUUUGAUGUCGGGAAUUGCUUGUAAUCUUGAUUCUCGUGGCUUUCAAGUGUUAUGCAAGGCGACUAAGGAAGUGGUUGGUCAUGUAGAGCCUUAUUCAAUCACUGGAAGUUUGCCCUUGAUUCGAGAAUUACAGGAUGAAGGAUUUGAUGUUCAGACCACUGGUUACGGUAUAAUGAACACGUACCAUGCGAAGAACGAGCACUGCUUAUUCUCUGAUAUGUGCCAGGGCUUUCAAGUGUUUGUGAGCAUCAUCUCCCAGUUGGAAGAGGACAUUAACCGACAAAACUAACUCGGUUUAUCCUCUGAUACACUGCAAAUGCCUCAUUCCAUGAAUUAUAAAGUUUUAUGUGUCCAGCAUAAAUUAACUACUACUCGGAAAAUACUCUUAUCUUCACCUUGAAUCAACUUGUGGAAUGUAAGUUCUUUUUUUUCCUUUUUCGUAAUUUAGUAAUUUGAUUCCAGUUGUGAAAACACUAUUGAAACCUUGUGGAAAAUAACAUAAUCUUGUGAGAUAGUAUGGUAUGAACAAAUUUGGUGAAAUAAGUUGACAAUGUCGUUGUA
Ananas comosus (pineapple) is the source of this 1831-nucleotide messenger RNA. Its product is annotated as acetylornithine deacetylase-like. The transcript is spliced from 10 exons. Lineage: Eukaryota; Viridiplantae; Streptophyta; Magnoliopsida; Poales; Bromeliaceae. Gene Ontology annotation, molecular function: hydrolase activity. The record is from RefSeq and is a predicted model, not a curated record. The coding region runs from base 177 to 1559 and encodes 460 amino acids.